CAGCAUUGCGAAUAUGGAUACAGAUCUAAGAUUCGGACAAUCGGUCUCACCUAACAAUGCAUGAGUGCGUCCCUUAUGCACCGAUUCCUCGUCGUUCUGUUCUGCCUCCCUCCGUCUCUCUUUCUUGGCGGGUCGUGCUGAAGUGCGGGAAAAGCAUCAGAGCGUCUGUGCGGGAGACAGCCGGAGGAGCCCUCGUCCUCUUCCAAUGGAGGGGAAGACGAAGCAUUCCUUGACCUUCUCAUGGCUGAACGCCCUCACCACGGAGCCGUUUUACCUCCUUCAUUUCCUCCUUUUCUUCUCUUACUUGGCUUUUCGACAAUCCGCUUCUCCCUCUCUGUCGCCGGACUUCUCGAGUCGUCUCCUUCGCAGGGAAGUUCAGGCGGUCUUAGCGUUUUUUGUCUUUGUCGCGGUGAAGUUAGUUCGAGAUGAAACUUGGGAAGCCUUCACAGAUAAUAUUCUUCUUUUUGCUAAGGUUCUUCUUGUCGGACUAGCUUCAUUAUUGGAUUAUCACGUGGCCUUCUGUUAUUUGGCAGGAUUCUUAGUUAUCACCAUUCUCACGCAACAACCAAAUCAUCAAGAAUCAGGUCAUUCACAUCAUUUGACUCCAUUGCAGUUGGAAUCAGUCCUAGCUGAAGCCAACACCUCAAGGUUCUGGCUGGUGACAUUUUCUUGUCCUUGGUCAUCAAGAUGCAGACAUGCGAGUCAGUCCUUUGCCGAUCUGUCAACCAUAUAUUCAAAUCAAAGUCUUUCUUUUGGGGUGGUAGACCUGGGGCUGUUCCCAACUGCUGCAGAUAUAUUUUCAAUCCCUUUGGGAGUGGGCACUGGCCAGCUUCCUACAUACAUAUUAUUUGAUAAUGCAGUUGAAAUUGCUCGCUUCCCAGAUCUGGAGAAUGAGUAUAGGUUCUUCUCACCAGUAAUUACUAAGCGGCAGUUAUGCAAACAUUUUGAUCUUGAUCGCCGUCUUGUUGAAUAUGCAUCCAGCAAAUAGCUGUUUAAGCAGGCUGUCCAAUCCAUUCUCCCUCACUCUCUCUUCGAAUUUCUGUUCAAUCAUUUUUGUCUUUUGUUGUGGUGGUUGUAUAAUGAGAUGUAGAAGGAAAAGGGAAUUUCAGCACUAUCUGCUCGUAACUGUGAUUUGUUUAAUGCCUUUGUUCAUCCUCCUGUGCUCAAGGCAGAGAAGCAUUGGAAACUCUUAAAUCCUUGUUGCUUAUGAAGUUAAUUCUUUCUGACA
Molecule: messenger RNA, 1228 nt
Organism: Nymphaea colorata (pocket water lily)
Lineage: Eukaryota; Viridiplantae; Streptophyta; Magnoliopsida; Nymphaeales; Nymphaeaceae
Exons: 10
Coding region: 206-988 (260 amino acids)
Source: RefSeq, a predicted model, not a curated record